UCGGGAGCAGCCUUCGGGAUGGGGGUGGGUCUGCGCCUGCGCGCCAGCGUGUGACCGCGGCCGUUGCUAAGGGGCUGGCGCACGCUCCCCCCGCGACCGUAGGCAGAGCUUAGGCUCAUAGAAAAGGACAAAUUAUGUCUCCUGAAGUUGCCUUGAAUAGAAUUUCUCCUGCGCUCUCGCCUUUCAUAUCCAGUGUGGUCAGGAACGGGAAAGUAGGAUUGGAUGCUACUAAUUGUUUACGUAUUACAGAUUUGAAAUCUGGCUGUACAUCCUUGACCCCAGGACCCAGCUGUGAUCGGUUUAAGCUGCAUAUUCCAUAUGCUGGAGAAACACUCAAAUGGGAUAUAAUUUUUAAUGCCCACUAUCCAGAGCUACCACCGGAUUUUAUCUUUGGAGAGGAUGCUGAAUUCCUGCCAGAUCCCUCUGCUUUGCAUAAUUUAGCCUCAUGGAAUCCUUCAAACCCUGAGUGCCUCCUGCUUGUUGUGAAAGAGCUUGUGCAGCAGUAUCACCAGUUCCAAUGUGGCCGAUUGCGUGAGAGCUCUCGCCUCAUGUUUGAAUAUCAGACUUUACUUGAAGAACCACAGUAUGGAGAAAACAUGGAAAUCUAUGCUGGGAAAAAAAACAACUGGACUGGUGAAUUUUCAGCUCGCUUUCUUUUGAAGUUGCCAGUGGAUUUCAGCAAUAUUCCUACAUACCUUCUCAAGGAUGUGAAUGAAGACCCAGGAGAGGAUGUUGCACUUCUUUCGGUCAGUUUUGAGGAUGCAGAAGCAACUCAGGUUUUUCCCAAGCUGUAUCUGUCCCCACGUAUUGAACAUGCUCUGGGAGGAUCAUCUGCCCUUCACAUCCCAGCCUUUCCAAGUGGUGGCUGCCUUAUUGACUAUGUACCCCAAGUCUGCCAGCUGCUAACCAAUAAGGUACAAUAUGUUAUUCAGGGAUACCAUAAGAGAAGAGAGUAUAUUGCAGCAUUCCUGAGUCAUUUUGGAACUGGUGUGGUUGAAUAUGAUGCAGAAGGAUUCACAAAACUCACUCUGUUACUGAUGUGGAAAGAUUUUUGCUUCCUUGUCCACAUUGACCUACCCCUUUAUUUUCCUCGAGACCAGCCAACUCUAACAUUUCAGUCAGUCUAUCACUUCACUAAUAGUGGACAGCUAUACUCCCAGGCCCAGAAGAAUUACCCUUACAGCCCACGCUGGGAUGGCAAUGAAAUGGCAAAGCGAGCAAAGGCUUAUUUCAGAACGUUUGUACCUCAGUUCCAGGAGGCAGCAUUUGCCAAUGGAAAGCUCUAGAAAACACCAGAUUUUGAGAUGGUGCCAGAUAGAUUCUUACAACCACAUUCACAUCAACACACAAGAGGACCUCCUGGAAGUGGGUUGGAACAUCUGUAUAUGCUUUUUGCUGCUGGAAUGGUUUUGAUUACUACAGAUUCAUCAGAUCUGUGAAACAAGGACCUUAUCUGGCUAAAUUACUGAAUUAAAUUUUUAAAAUACUGUUUAGAUAUGAUACCAUUUUCCGGUGACAGUAAUGUUCUAUGUGAUGCCCUGUUUCAGAAAUACUUGUCUUUCAGGCAGUGGUGUAAUUUUUCUUUCUAAGCAAUGUUCUCCAUUUUCUGAGCCUUUGUAUGUUUGAGUUACUAUUUUUCAGCGUAUCCUAAGAACAUAUAACUGCCAUACAUACUAGAAUGCCUCAUGGACUAUAUAGUGCCAUAUUCUGCCUCUGACAUUUGCCUAUAUUUAUGGUUCUUAUCCAUACAGGUAUGGAUGUGAGUCAUGCAAUUUACGCAGUGCCUUUCAAGUGAGUUUAAUGUUGACAACAUUUUUAACAUCACAGUUGAAAGUUCAUCAUGUGUUGAAUGCAGUGUCCUUACGUUGUUGGUUAGUUUAAGCAAUAAAGUUUAAGGUGGCUAAUUAAUAUUCAUCGUUAUUGCUAAGAAAAGUCUGUUGCUUUAGUAUGAAAAGUUCAGUCGCCAACUGUGUAAUCUAAGUUGACAAAACAAAGCUUCUUCAUAGGCCUACAGCUUUGUAGGUAACAGUUAUAGUAAUACAGCUGUAAGUGUAUUUAAUCAAAGACUUGCAGUUAGAAUCAGCACAUUUACUUUAUGAAAAGAAGAAGACAUCAUUUUUCCUAAUACAGAAAUGCUAAAUGCAGAAUCCCAGCCACUCAUCUUCCCCUUUUUGUGAUAUGUUAUGGAAGACCAGAUAUAGCUGACUCUUAAUGGUGUCACUUCCCAAAUUAAUUGUAAAUAGACAGGGUACUUUCCAGCAUGGAAUAAAAUAAAGUUCAUAUGUUGUUAUAAA
This is a messenger RNA of Gavialis gangeticus (Gharial), 2294 nucleotides long. RefSeq names its product brain and reproductive organ-expressed (TNFRSF1A modulator) (gene BABAM2). The record is from RefSeq and is a predicted model, not a curated record. Gene Ontology annotation, biological process: double-strand break repair. Bases 135 to 1286 code for a protein of 383 amino acids. Gene Ontology annotation, cellular component: BRCA1-A complex; BRISC complex. Lineage: Eukaryota; Metazoa; Chordata; Crocodylia; Gavialidae. The transcript has 12 exons.